GCUUGGAUGAGUUGUGUUCACGUGCAUGUGUUUUAUUAUUGAACAAAUAGAAUAAAACGAUGAUAGUGCUGAUAGAUCUGGUGUUAAUGCUCAUUGACCUGACAUACUCCAUCAUGUGUGCGGUGCUUCGCACUAUCCUCCGCCCGCGUCUGAAAUCAGUGGAUGGGGAGCUGUGUCUGAUCACGGGCGCGGGCGGAGGGCUCGGCCGGCUCUUCGCGCUGGAGUUCGCCAGAGAGGGGGCUGAACUCGUGCUCUGGGACUGCAACACAGAGUCCAACGAGCACACUGCCAGACAGGUGAGGGAACUGGGCGGCAAAGUGCACACGUACACCGUGGACCUAUCCAAACGCGAGAGCGUCUAUCAAACCGCUGACCGCGUGCGGCAAGAGGUGGGUGACGUCAGCAUGUUGGUUAACAACGCGGGGGUUGUGGCGGGGCGACGGCUGCUGGAGUGCCCCGAUGAACUACUGGAGAGGACUCUGCUGGUGAACUGCCAUGCCCUGUUCUGGAUGACAAAAGCCUUCUUGCCUCAAAUGAAAGUUAGGAAUCAUGGACAUAUUGUUACUGUUGCAAGCACUCUUGGUCUGUUCAGUACUGCUUGUGUAGAGGAUUAUUGUGCAAGUAAAUUUGGAGCAGUAGGCUUCCAUGAAUCUCUUACCCAUAGUUUGUUGACAGAGGAUGGUGAGGGUGGGGUGAAAACCACCCUGAUUUGCCCGUACAUUGUCAACACUGGCAUGUUUGCUGGAUGCCAAAUCAGGGAGGAACUCCAAGGCCUGAUUCCCCCACUGGAUCCUCUUUACUGUGUUCAGCAGUCCAUGAAGGCCAUUCUGUCUGACGAGCAAAUGAUCUGCAUCCCUCGUGUAAUGUACUUCGCCUUUCUCUCGCGAGCGUUGCUCCCCUGGGAUGCUAAUGUUGCAACAUACCGUUUUAUGGGUGGUGACAAGUGCAUGUAUUCCUUCAUUAAGACCAAAGAAGAGCAACAGCAGCAGGUUGCUAAUGGCCACGUGAAAUCCUCUUAGCCAUCCAAUAAUACUUCAUUCCUGUUCCAUGCAGCUAAAGACAUCUACAUUUAAAGGCAAAAAAACAAUGAGUAGAUUCACAGGACGUAAAGAGCAAGUUGCCUACUACCUGUAGAAGUAAAUUGUUUUUAUCAUGGGUACCAAUUUUAAUCCUGAAUAGAGAAAUCUAGAGUUGGUUUAACCUGUA
Molecule: messenger RNA, 1206 nt
Organism: Xyrauchen texanus (razorback sucker)
Lineage: Eukaryota; Metazoa; Chordata; Actinopteri; Cypriniformes; Catostomidae
Product: retinol dehydrogenase 10-A-like
Exons: 5
Coding region: 60-1019 (319 amino acids)
Cellular component (GO): lipid droplet
Molecular function (GO): oxidoreductase activity, acting on the CH-OH group of donors, NAD or NADP as acceptor
Source: RefSeq, a predicted model, not a curated record